UUUUUCAGAAAAAAGAAAUAAGCGUUGGAGAAAUUUCAUCGAUCUGCUUUAUAACAAUGAGUCAACUAAGAAUUAGAGACCAUCAAUGGAUUACACAAGAAACAAUCCACGAAGCAGCCAAAAUAGGCAUUGCAAAGAUAUCUGUAGAACACAGCAAACGGGUUGGAAAAACCUACAACACUAAAAUAGCUGAAAAACUUGCUGAGCACGCCAGCAAAAUUGCUGAGGAUAAAGAUUUUCAAGAAACAGCUAAACUGUUAGAUUCCACCGACGUGACAGAGGAAUCACUGUCUGACAUCUGCAAAGAGCUGAUGGGGAAGGCGACGAAUGUCCUCACAGGACUUGUGAGCUGCAUUGCAUUGACCAUAGCUCUUAUUGCACGCCGUGGUCUGACGUUCGUCUGUCAGAUUUUAAAAUGUUUCGCGGCCAUAGUUUACUCAAUCUAUACCUGGUUCCGGUCAGCCUUGUCUAAGGUGCUCAGCGUCGCCAAGACUGUGGAUGACCAGGUGCAGGUUGCAAGGUCUAACCUUCAAGACGCUGUCAUUGAGGACUGGAAAUGUUUCUUGUCUUAGUUUAAAAAGUUGACAUCAGAGUUCUUAUCUAUAGUUUUAGUUGUGUAUAUCGUCUAUACCGUCAGAAACAUGUAUUUUAAUGACAAUCGACCGAUGAGGCUAUCACGAAGCAGAGAGAAUAAGAAAGAAAUGUUUUGUCUUCAUUUGACGAAAUUUAAUUAUAAUCACAUUGAGCUAUAUCCAUAAAGAUGCUUAAUUUAAUAAAGCUG
Molecule: messenger RNA, 781 nt
Organism: Physella acuta
Lineage: Eukaryota; Metazoa; Mollusca; Gastropoda; Physidae
Source: RefSeq, a predicted model, not a curated record